This is a messenger RNA of Leptopilina heterotoma, 1217 nucleotides long. Its product is annotated as replication protein A 70 kDa DNA-binding subunit-like. Lineage: Eukaryota; Metazoa; Arthropoda; Insecta; Hymenoptera; Figitidae. The record is from RefSeq and is a predicted model, not a curated record. The transcript is spliced from 5 exons. Bases 45 to 791 code for a protein of 248 amino acids.
UAAACAUUAGUAUCGAUUUGAAAUUGAAACAGUAAACACGCAUCAUGAAACACAAUAAACGAAAUUUAGAAUCUGAUGACCAUGGUUUCUCUCAUAAUUUAAAUAAAGAAAAAAAAAUAAAAAUUGAUAGUUUCAUGGAUAUACAAAAUACAAUAUCAGAAUGGGUUAUUCGUUGCAAAAUUGUGAAUAAAUCAAACAUUAAGUCGUAUAAAAGUGGAAAAUUAUUUUCUAUCGAUUUAAUAGAUUCUUCAAGUCAAUUUCGAUGUACUUUCUUUGACGAUGCGGUUGAUAAAUUUUUUGAAAUUGUGCAGAUCGGUAAGCAGUACAUUUUGUCAAAAUUCUAUGUAUCAACACCUCAUCCAAAAUUUAAUGUAUUCAAUAAUAGAAUUGAAAUCCAAAUGAAAACUGAUUCGUCGAUCAAAGAAAAUGAUGAAAAUGAUAUUUUCCUUCCUGACAACAUGUAUACUUUUAAAACCAUCGAGGAAAUUAAAUUAAUGGAAACAGGAACAUUUACAGAUCUAAAAGCGAAAAUCUUUCACAUAAAUGAAAUUGAAGAAAUUGUUCUUAAAACUGGAACAAAAUUCGUAAAAAGAUCUGUAACAAUAGUCGACGAGUUAAACGAAAAAAUUGAUUUUGCAUUAUGGCGUGAGAAUGCACAAAAUUUUUCGAUGAAUGUUGAUGAUGACAUUAUUAUUAAAGGCGGAAAGGUCCUAUUUUACAAUAACAUUGCCUACAUUUCUAUAAUAAAUUCAUCAAUUAUAACACUUAAUGAAGGUUCUGAAAAUGAUUAAAUUACAAUUUCUUAGUUCCUUAGAACCAUUUCAUUGUAGAUUAAUCGAUUUUUCUUUAUUAUAAUUUCAAAGAAAAUUAUAUUUUGAGUUAUUCCUACGCGUUUUGGAAUAAAAAAAAUAGAAAUAGCUCCUACGAUAUAUAAAAGAAAUAAAUUAUUAUAUAAUACAUAUUUUCUUUUUGAAAAAGUCAUAACUGUGACAGUUUGAUGUUAAUUGUUUUUUAUAUAGAUAUAUUUCGUUAACAAAUAUGGUUUGAAAGCAAUUAAAUCAUAUUUAGAGAGCAGUGUAACUGCAAAUGUUACUGUUUAAGAAAUAAAAUAAAAAGAAAUGUAGAUUUCUAUUAUUUGUUAACAAAAAAUUUUCAAUUCAAAAAAAUUAAUAAAUUAUAUAAUAGAAAGGAAUUCUAUUGAUUUAUAAGUAAAUAGC